Molecule: messenger RNA, 3491 nt
Organism: Zalophus californianus (California sea lion)
Lineage: Eukaryota; Metazoa; Chordata; Mammalia; Carnivora; Otariidae
Gene: NADK
Product: NAD kinase
Exons: 12
Coding region: 197-1735 (512 amino acids)
Biological process (GO): NADP+ biosynthetic process; NAD+ metabolic process
Molecular function (GO): NAD+ kinase activity
Source: RefSeq, a predicted model, not a curated record
UGGUCCUGGCGGCCGUGGGGCGGGGGGCGGCCAUGGGGCGGGGGGCGGCCGCGGCGCCGGGGGCCGGCUAGCGACGGCGAGCGGCAGCGGGGUGGCGUGGCCCGCGGGCUCGGCCCGGAGAGGGGACGGCCCCGCAGGCGCCCGGGGCAGCGAACGGCGUCAGUGUUUUUCUGAUCGAAGUCCUCGUUUAACAACUAUGGAAACGGAACAAGAGAAGGCCAACAUGAGUAAGGCAGUGAGUGCAGAUUCGGCCUCGUACCGCUGCUCCGCGUGCCACGGGGACGAGGACUGGGCGCCCAACCACCCCAUCCGGGGGCGGGCCAAGUCCCGCAGCCUGUCUGCCUCGCCCGCCCUGGCGAGCACCAAAGAGUUCAGGAGGACUCGCUCUCUGCAUGGGCCAUGCCCGGUGACCACGUUUGGACCAAAGGCCUGUGUGCUGCAGAACCCCCAGACCAUCAUGCAUAUCCAGGACCCUGCCAGCCAGCGGUUGACGUGGAACAAGUCCCCAAAAAGUGUUCUUGUCAUCAAGAAGAUCCGGGAUGCCAGCUUGCUGCAGCCCUUCAAGGAGCUCUGUGUGUACCUGAUGGAGGAGAAUAACAUGAUUGUGUAUGUGGAGAAGAAAGUUCUAGAAGACCCUGCCAUAGUGAGCGAUGACAACUUUGGACCAGUGAAGAAGAAGUUCUGCACUUUCAGAGAAGAUUAUGAUGACAUUUCCAAUCAGAUCGAUUUCAUCAUAUGCCUGGGGGGGGAUGGGACCCUGCUGUACGCAUCCUCACUGUUCCAGGGCAGCGUGCCUCCGGUCAUGGCAUUCCAUCUGGGUUCUCUGGGCUUCCUGACCCCCUUCAACUUUGAGAACUUUCAGUCCCAAGUUACUCAGGUGAUACAGGGGAACGCAGCUGUUGUUCUUCGGAGCCGGCUCAAGGUCAGGGUCGUGAAGGAACUCAGAGGGAAGAAGAUGGUGGUGCCCAACGGGAUCAGCGAGAACGGCAUGCUGGCUGCGGACCUGGAUGCAGAGGUUGGGAAGCAGGUCAUGCAGUACCAGGUCCUGAACGAGGUGGUGAUCGACAGAGGCCCCUCCUCAUAUCUGUCCAAUGUGGAUGUCUACCUGGACGGGCACCUCAUCACCACGGUGCAGGGUGACGGGGUGAUCGUCUCUACCCCGACGGGCAGCACAGCGUAUGCGGCCGCCGCCGGGGCCUCCAUGAUCCACCCCAACGUGCCAGCCAUCAUGAUCACGCCCAUCUGCCCGCACUCGCUGUCAUUCCGGCCUAUCGUGGUCCCCGCGGGGGUGGAGCUGAAGAUCAUGCUGUCACCGGAAGCAAGGAACACUGUAUGGGUGUCCUUUGAUGGACGAAGGAGACAGGAGAUCUGCCAUGGAGACAGCAUCAGCAUCACUACCUCUUGCUACCCGCUCCCCUCCAUCUGCGUCCGAGACCCCGUGAGCGACUGGUUUGAGAGCCUGGCGCAGUGUCUGCACUGGAACGUGCGGAAGAAGCAGGCGCACUUCACGGAGGAGGAGGAGGAAGAGCUCCUGCCAUCCACACUCGGGACCCCAGAGCCCCAAAGCUGCUCCGCUGCCUCGUUCCCACUUGGCCUCCGGGAGCCGGCUGACCUGAGCACGUGUGCUGUGAGCCCCGAGUCAGGCGUCAGAAGUCACAGCACUUUUGUCUGUAACCAGGGGAAGAGCCGGGAAUCUGCCUUUUGUCGACCAGAUCAGCCAUUUUUAACAUUUUAAAUCUGACUUCUUUUUUGCAUUUCUAAAUAAGAAAAGUGAGUGCUGGUGGGGCCUCCUAAGUCCACACUGUGUGCCUGUGCUGUCGCUCAGAGCCUGGUCCCAGGGCAAGGACGCCAGAGCUGGAUGUGUGCUUUGUGAUUCCUUGUCAGGCAACCUGUGCUUCAAUCAGUCUGUUGAAAUUCAGAGGGGAUCAGAAUGGAUUGAUUUGUCUUUCCGUGUUGAAAAUAAAUGUCUUGUAGUCAAAACUCUUCCUUUAGCUACCACGAUUUUCCCCUUAAAUCCUGCACCUUUUCCCCUAAAAGGACUCGGAGGGGACGCUUCAGCAGAGAGCAGUCUGCUAUUUGAUUGGCUGAUGGGUCCCCUCUCCCUCCUGCUCGGCACCUGCACCUCCUCCGGGCACACCUUCCUGCCUUGGUCCCAAGGUCCCCCUCCCCCCCGCCCUGCUGUGGUGUGACAGGUGCUGGCAGGGCUCCACGCUAUGGCCCCCGCAAGCCCAGCGGUGGCCUGGUAGGAGGUCAGACCCAUGCACAUUCCUCAUGAAGCAGGGACGGCCCCCUCUGCACCCUGGAAGGUAUUUUAAAUCCCGUGUAUACCUUGUAGAGAUUAUUUUAAGCUUUCUGAACUGCUUAUAUACAGAUUUUAUUGUACACACUUUGAAGAUUUCAGAGCGAACGGGAUUUGUACUGUUGUGAAAUGGAGCCUUGCUCCAAUGUUUACACGUGUUCUGUGUGGCACUGUUGCUGGGACCACUGUUCAGCAUGCUCACCGUGGGGGUGACGGUCCACGGAGAGAGAGGGUGCUUCUCGGUUAAUAAGCUGUGGUACUUUGUGACUGCAACUAGAAGACGGGGACACAUUGGUCAGUGAGGAAAGAGGUGGUUGGGGACGUUUUUUGUCGGUUCUGCUCUUCUCCCCGUGGGUCUUGGGCUUGCAAGGAAACUCCCAUCAUUCCAGUGGUCGUUCCUCGGCCAGCUGGCCGCGUGGGGCGUGGGCACAUGUGCUUGCCACGUACGACCCAGAGCCCAUGUGGUCUGGUGGGAGUCGUGGCUCAGUGCACGUGGCUUCGGCCCCUGGUUAUUGUUCCCUGACAGAUGUCCUACACUCGGGCAUGUGUUUCUGAGUAACUGAUUUCUCUGAGCUGCAUUUUUAAUCUGUUGAAUUGGCAAGAACAGAAGGGACAGAAGCUGCCCUUUCUUGGACCCACUUCUGGAGUGACAGGGACGGGCCUGUGCUUUGCCUCGUGGAGGGUCACGUGCCUCAUUCUUGGGCUGAUGGAAAGGCUCUGGGGCCACACGUGCAGCCGCCCUCAGCCAGGGGCCUCCAUAGAGCAGGCUCUGCAGCCUGAGCGUGGUCUCCCAUGUCCGUGUUUCAGCGCCUCUGGCCCUCGGUGUGGUGCUUGGCCGAUGGCCUGGGGUUGGAAAGGGGGGUGGGCCCUUGUUGCCAUCGGCCAGGGGCGGGGCACGGUUCAAGGCUCACUGCCCCGCCUCCCUUGGGCUGAGAGGGGGUCGAACCAAAACUCCCAGCUUUAGGUCCAAAAGACAGUGGCGUUUGGGAUUUGGGUCACUGGUUUAGACAAAAAAGCAAGUAUUAACCAAGUCCGAAAGCAGCAUGAUUUGGAAUGAUCUAGAAAACCUUGGAUUUUUUGAAGUAAAUUCUUAAUGUUUCAUACUGUUGAUAUCUUGAAAAUUUGUUAGAUGUUGUUGAAAGCCUUAUUACAAUAUUUUCAGAUCCUUUCAAUAAACAGACUUGUUUAAAAA